Molecule: messenger RNA, 1446 nt
Organism: Otolemur garnettii (small-eared galago)
Lineage: Eukaryota; Metazoa; Chordata; Mammalia; Primates; Galagidae
Gene: TXNDC15
Product: thioredoxin domain containing 15
Exons: 5
Coding region: 186-1226 (346 amino acids)
Biological process (GO): cilium assembly
Cellular component (GO): cilium
Source: RefSeq, a predicted model, not a curated record
UGGCGCCCGAGGCUGCUGCCAGGUUCCAAGAUGGCGGCACGGGCCCGCGCCCGCGCUCCUCGCCUCUCCUCGCCUCUCCUCCCCCAGCCUUCCUCCGGCUGGGAGCGCGACUCGCGUCACGGUGCGCCCGUUGCCCUUCGGCUUGGGUAGUGGUCCCGGCCGCCAGCCGCCGCCUGCCCCGCGCCAUGCGGCUUCUUGGCUGGUGGCAGUUACUGCUGUGGGCGCUGGGGCUUCUUGCCCGCGGUGUGGAGGUUGCAGAAGAACACGGUCACUUAUGGUCUGAGGAGCAGCCUGCUCACACUCCCCAUGUGGGGGCCGUGUACCUGAGUGAGGAGGAGCCCCCACAUGACCUGAUGGGCCAGGACGUGGCCACAGAAGAGGCUGAUGUGGUGCUGGACACCCACGGCGAUCGCAUGGUGAUGCUUUCUGUGAUUCCUGGGGAGGCUGAGGAUAAGCUGAGCUCAGAGCCCAGCGGUGGCACUUGUGGUGCUGGAGGAGGGGAGGACUCGAGGUGCAACCUCCGAGAAAGCCUCUACUCUCUGGACAGUGCUGGAGCUCACUUCCCUGACAGAGAAGAGGAGUAUUACACAGAGCCUGAAGUGGCAGAAUCUGACCCAGCCCCGACAGAGGACUCUAACAACACUGAAAGUCUGAAAUCCCCAAAGGUGAACUGUGAGGAGAGAAAUGUGACGGGAUUAGAAAAUUUCACUCUGAAAAUUUUAAAUAUGUCACAGGACCUUAUGGACUUUCUAAACCCAAACGGUAGUGACUGUACUCUAGUCCUGUUUUAUACUCCCUGGUGCCGAUUUUCUGCCAGUUUGGCCCCUCAUUUUAAUUCUCUGCCCCGGGCAUUUCCAGCUCUUCAUUUUUUGGCUCUGGAUGCAUCUCAGCACAGCAGCCUUUCCACCAGAUUUGGCACCGUAGCUGUUCCUAACAUUUUGUUAUUUCAAGGAGCAAAACCAAUGGCUAGAUUUAAUCAUACAGAUCGAACAUUGGAAACGCUGAAAAUCUUCAUUUUUAAUCAGACAGGUAUAGAAGCCAAGAAAAAUGUGAUGGUAACUCAAGCUGACCAAAUAGGUCCUCUUCCCAGCACUUUGAUAAAAAGUGUGGACUGGUUGCUUGUAUUUUCCUUAUUCUUUUUAAUUAGUUUUAUUAUGUAUGCUACCAUUCGAACUGAGAGUAUUCGGUGGCUAAUUCCAGGACAAGAGCAGGAACAUGUGGAGUAAUGAUGGACUCAAAGGAGAAGUUGGAAAGAGGAAUUUUAACCCUUCAUUUUGGAAAUUAGUGCUACAGUUUCAUUUUCUCUAGUGAAGUAUUGACUUGGCAACUUCACUUAGGUUAAAGAAAUCAUGCAUUUGUUGAACUACUGAAUGUGUAAAAAAUUAUAAACUGGUGUUUUAACUAGUAUUGAUUACAAUAAGCAAGUGUAAAAAAACCUUCAGUAGA